GUAAGCAUUAAAAUAGGAAUCCACGCAGGAGUAUGAUCCUAAUAAAGAACUAUCUGUUUCAAGAACAUGGUUUGAUUUCCGCAACUAAACAACCAAUAACUCGAAUGCAUUCAAGAAUGGAAGGUAGGAAUUUCGAGCUUUUGGGUCUGCGAUUCGCGGCGGAAUCUUGCGGAAAAGGUCGGACCGUGUGAGUUUCUGCUCAAGAACAGGUGCGAGUUUUUCUUUCUUUAGUUGCCAGUCUCGCGGGCUUAUUGUGAAAUCGCCGAGGAUGUUAAGGUUUGACCUUGACGUGUUUGUCGAACAGAAGUUUGAAUCUUGGUGAAUCAUAAACCACCGCGAAGAAGAAAACUAGGGUUUUACCUUCGGUGGAUGGAUGGAUGGAAGUAGGGUUUUGUUUGUGAUUUAGUUUUUCGUGGUAAAUUGGAGGCAUUCUUGCGACUCGAGAUUGUUGAUUUGUUUUGAGUUCCUUUAAAGGGAGAGAAAGAUGUCGAAAAAAUCGUGAAAUGGGGAUGUUGAUUUCAUUCAUAUACGAUAAGGAAUGGAAAUCUUGAGUUUGUUCUCAUAGUUGCAAAGAAGAUAAAGAAGUGAAAAUUGCAGGGAAAGAUGUCUUCUUCGCCUUCCCCUUCUUCCCCGGCCUCUCUUCCGACAUCUACGGCGUCUCCACCCUCACCUUCUUCUCCCACUGCCUCCGGCGCACCACCUCCUCCCCAAAUACCAUCUCCCGCGCCACCUCAAUCGUCACCUCCACCACCUGACGCCACUUCGCCUCCUUCUGGUACUGCCCCCUCGCCGCCGGUGCCAUCUCGUUCUCCGCCGCCUGACGCCACUUCGCCUCCUUCAGGUGCUGCCCCCUCGCCGCCGGCGCCAUCUCGUUCUCCGCCGCCUGACGCCAUUUCGCCUCCUUCAGGUGCCGCCCCCUCGCCGCCCGCGCCAUCUCGUUCUCCGCCGCCUGACGCCAUUUCGCCUACAUCAGGUGCUGCCCCCUCGCCGCCGGCGCCAUCUCGUUCUCCGCCACCUGACGCCAUUUCGCCUCCUUCAGGUACUGCCCCAUCGCCGCCGGCGCCAUCUCUUUCUCCGCCGCCACCUUCCACUGUCGCCUCUCCACCUCCACCUCCUUCUCCUUCUGUUCCUCCGGGGCCGAUUACUCCCAUUGCGCCUCCACCUUUUCCUCCAUCCCCACCUCCUCCAGCGUCACAGCCUCCACAAUCUAGGCCACCGCCUCCAGGUACUCCACCACCUAGGAGUUCGCCUUCUCAACCACCACCUCCACCGGCGUCCUCAAGCCCUCCUCGGUUGCCACCACCCAGUCCUCCCAGGAAUUCUUCAGCGACUCCUAAUCCACCGAGUCUUUCUCCUCCAUCUACAAGUACUCCCGAUGGACCAAGAAAUUCAAGUUCGCCUGAACAUGGUAGCGGCCUUAAGACUGGAUCCGUUGUGGCUAUUGGAGUGGUAGCAGCUGUUAUUGCAUUUGGUUUGGUUGCACUGGCAGUUUACGUUAUCAGGAAGCGCAGGAAAGCUGUUGCUGAAUACAAUGCAGGGUUUGCCAUACCUGCGCCACUUGCAUCUUCAGUGUCAGAUCCAGCUAUUCUGAGGUCCCAAACAGACCCUCUUGUGCUUCGCCGGAACCCUGGAGCCACUUCAAGAAUCAAUUCAUUACCUGAGACAUCAAGAGCUGGCGCAACCCCUUCAUUUUCAUAUGAAGAGUUAUACAGAAUAACUAAUGGUUUCUCGCCUGACAAAAUAUUGGGAGAGGGUGGAUUUGGUUCUGUUUACAAAGGGUGCUUACCUAAUGGAAGAGAAGUGGCCGUGAAGCGAUUAAAAAUUGAAAGCAGGCAAGGUGACCGUGAGUUCAAAGCUGAAGUGGAGAUUAUAAGCCGUGUGCACCAUCGCCAUUUGGUUUCUCUUGUAGGGUACUGCAUAUCAGGCAACCAAAGGCUGCUUGUAUAUGAUUUUGUGCCUAAUGGAACACUUGAAUCUCAUCUUCAUGGGAACAAAAGACCUGCAAUGGAUUGGGCUACCAGGGUGAAGGUUGCUGCCGGUGCAGCUCGUGGCAUUGCUUACCUGCAUGAGGAUUGUGAUCCAAAAAUAAUUCACAGAGAUAUAAAAUCUUCCAACAUUCUACUGGAUAACAAUUUUGAAGCUCAGGUUUCUGAUUUUGGACUUGCAAGGUUAGCUUUGGAAUUAGAUGCUCACACACAUGUAACUACCCGUGUAAUGGGGACAUUUGGGUACUUGGCUCCGGAGUAUGCAUCCAGUGGCAAAUUGACUGAAAAAUCUGAUGUUUUUUCUUUUGGUGUGGUGCUUUUGGAACUUAUUACUGGGCAAAAGCCUGUUGACUACACAAAGCCAUUUGGUGACGAGAGCCUUGUUGUGUGGGCACGACCAUUGCUUUCUCAUGCACUUGCAACUGGAGAGCUUGGGGAAUUACCUGACCAUAGACUUCAAAAGAACUUCGACGAAAGAGAAAUGCUUCGUAUGAUUGAAGCAGCCGCUGCAUGUAUCCGACAUUCAGCAUCAAUGAGACCGCAAAUGGGGAAGGUGGUCCGAGUUCUUGACAGUUUCACCGACAUUGAUAUUACCAGUGGUUUAACACCAGGACAAAGUGAAGCGUUCGAUAUUGCUAAUUCAGCAGACAUCAGAAUAUUUCAGCAGUUGGCACUUGGUAACCCUGGUUCUACUUCUGACUACUCGCUUUCCAAUUGGAGUCAUCAAAAAGAUGCAUAAAGAUGGUUCAUGUGGCAUUUGCACUCCUACUCUUUUGCAUAUAUCCCUCUUUUUUUCUUCUUCUUCUAAAUCUAGAUUUGACUUAAACUCGAGCUUUAACAUAUAGUUUGGCCUUUUUUCACGCCACUAGUAAAAGCAUUUGCAGGAGGCAGUUUUUUGUAUGGCUUCCUGCAAAAACAAAAACUCCACAGGUUGUUAUUUUCCUUAAUCAGAUCUUAUACACUGUCUGGUAUUUUAGCUAA
Messenger RNA from Zingiber officinale, 2966 nucleotides. RefSeq names its product proline-rich receptor-like protein kinase PERK9. Gene Ontology annotation, molecular function: ATP binding; protein kinase activity. Lineage: Eukaryota; Viridiplantae; Streptophyta; Magnoliopsida; Zingiberales; Zingiberaceae. The coding region runs from base 604 to 2724 and encodes 706 amino acids. The record is from RefSeq and is a predicted model, not a curated record. Gene Ontology annotation, biological process: protein phosphorylation. The transcript is spliced from 9 exons.